Messenger RNA from Labeo rohita (rohu), 1216 nucleotides. Its product is annotated as guanylin. NCBI's taxonomy places the organism in Eukaryota, Metazoa, Chordata, Actinopteri, Cypriniformes, Cyprinidae. Gene Ontology annotation, molecular function: guanylate cyclase activator activity. The record is from RefSeq and is a predicted model, not a curated record. Gene Ontology annotation, cellular component: extracellular region.
GCUUGACCUGAUGUACAUCUGAAUUCACUCAAUUCACUUUCCACUCUUCUGAGACUCACCAUCCGAGACUGAAAAUGAGAGCGCCGAUAAUCGUCCUCCUCCUGACCGCAAGCUUCUUUCAAAUAUCACAUUGUGUGCAGGUUACGGACAGUGGGUACAGUUUCUCCCUGGAGGCAGUGAAGACCCUGAAAAAGAUUAUGGAGACUGACACGAGCACAAACCCGCAACAGACCUACGGCAAUGCAAAGUCCCCGUGUGCCGACCCUGACCUGCCAGGAGAGUUCAGUGCGCUGUGCCAAAAAAGAGAUGCUGACGAAGUCUUUCAACGUCUGGUGGAAACCAUCAACCCUAUAGACCCCUGUGAGAUCUGUGCCUACGUGGCCUGCACUGGCUGUUAGAGCAGACGCACUCCCAGCAUCCCAGAGUUCAUUUCUACAUCAGUGCCAUCGUACGUGCAUCUAUCUAUGGAACAGCGAGUUUUGGGUAAAAUAUAUAACAGGGUAAAACAUAUACUGCUCAUUUUACGCAGCAAUAAGCAAAAUAAGUAUUUAAGGGUGUUUCAUAAACUGUUUGGCUCAUGUAGUACAGAUAUUGUUUUAAACAGAAACCGAAUUUGGUUUCAGAUGGAGAUACUGCCACCUAGUGAAUCUACAAACAACUUACACUACCAGUCAAAAGUUUUUGAACAGUAAGAUUUUUAAUGUUUUUUUUAAAAAAAGUCUCUUCUGCUCACCAAGCCUGUAUUUAUUUGAUCCAAAGUACAGGAAAAACAGUACAAUUUUGUAAUGUUUUUAAGAUUUAAAAUAACUGUUGUCUAUUUGAAUAUAUUUGAUAAAUGUCAUUUAUUCCUGUGAUCAAAGCUACAUUUUCAGCUUCAUUACUCCAAUCUUCAGUGUCACAUGAUCCUUCAGAAAUUAUUCUAAUAUGCUGAUGUACUGUUCAAGAAAUAUUAUAGAAAUGAAUACUUUCAUUUAGCAAGAAUGCUUUAAAUUGAUCAAAAGUGCUGACAAAGACAUUUACAAUGUAACAAAAGACUUUUUUAGAUAAAUGCUGUUCUUCUGAACCUGAAAAUCUGAAAAUCUACUCAGCUGUUUUCAAUAUAAUAAUAAUAAUAAUAAUAAAUGUUAAAAAUUAUUAAAAUCAGAAUAUUAGAAUGAUUUCUGAAGGAUCACGUGACUGGAGUAAUGAUGCUAAAAAUUCAGCUUUGAAAUCACAG